CUGAAACCGCUUGGAAUGGAAAAUGGCAACAUUAAGAACAGCCAGAUCACUGCCUCAUCUCAGUGGGAUGGUAACCACGCCGCCAUUCAGGGAAGACUGAACUACAAGAAAAAUGGACCCAAACAGGGAGGUUGGUCAGCUCGCACCAAUGAUCUCAACCAAUGGCUCCAAAUUGAUCUCAUUAACAAGUUUAACGUGGUGACACGAGUUGCAACACAAGGAAGAAAUGCGUAUAACCAGUGGGUGACGAAAUACAUGCUACAGUUCAGCGAUGAUGGAAUACAUUUCCAAUAUUAUCGGGGAGAAGGAAAAGCUUCAUACAUGGAAUUCGCCGGAAACACAGAUCCGAACACUGUUGUUGCUCAUCACUUAAAUCCACCAAUACACGCAGGCUACAUCCGCUUUCUGCCAACAGCUUGGCAUAAACACGUUUCCAUGCGGGUGGAACUUUACGGCUGCAAAGGUAUUUGACGAUGAAAUUUUCUUAAUCUUUGCGAAAAACCUCUGGGCAUGGAAGAUGGACGCAUAGCUAACGGACAGAUCAGUGCCUCGUCAGAGUGGGAUCCCAAUCAUGCUGCCAUCCAAGGCAGGCUGAAUUUUAAGCAACGUGGAGCAAAACAAGGUGCAUGGUCAGCACGUGCAAACAAUGUCAAUCAAUGGCUUCAAGUUGAUCUUGGUUGCCAUCACACCUUAGUGACACGUGUUGCAACACAGGGAAGGAAUAAAUUCAACCAGUGGGUUACAAGAUACAUGUUGCAGUAUAGCAACGAUGGUAUACACUUUCAGUACUACAGAGAACAUGGGCAUCCAAACUAUAAGGUAUUUUCUGGAAACAAAAACCGAGACACGAUUGUUUCUCACCUUCUGAGUUCGCCAAUCGAGGCUCGUUUUCUCCGUAUCCGACCACUGGCCUGGUAUGGGCACAUAUCGAUGAGAGUGGAACUGUACGGAUGUGGAGGAUGCCAAUAUUGUCUCGGCGCCCUCGGUAUGGAAAACCGUGCAAUUUCAAACAGUCAAAUAAGUGCCUCGUCACGGUGGGACGCAAAUCAUGCUGCAAACCAGGCCAGACUCUUUUAUCAGGCAGCUGGAAAAAAACAGGGAGCCUGGUCAGCUCGUGCAAAUGACGCCAACCAAUGGUUACAAGUUCAACUCCCUGGCAUUUUUAAGAUAACAUAUGUAGCCACGCAAGGAAGAAAUGGCGCUGACCAGUGGGUAACAAAAUACAUGUUGCAGCACAGCGACGAUGGAGUUCACUACCAGUACUACAGUGAACACCAAGGAAGUAAGAACAAGGAAUUUAGUGGAAACACUGGCCGCGACACUGUUGUUUAUCACAAGUUAAAUCCAUCAAUCACGGCACGUUACAUCCGUUUUCGGCCUGUUGCUUGGCAUCGCCAUAUAUCUAUGAGAAUGGAAAUCUAUGGGUGUGAAGUAUGCAAUCACGCUCUCGGCAUGGAAGAUCGUGGAAUCUCUAACUGGCAAAUCACCUCGUCAUCUCAGUGGGAUUCAAAUCAUGCUGCCAUACAGGGAAGACUCUUCUUCCAAGCAGCUGGACGUAAGCGAGGGGCCUGGUCAGCUAGAGCAAAUAAUAUUAACCAGUGGCUCCAGAUUGACUUGGGUUGUGGAGACAACAUAGUGACACGUGUUGCGACACAAGGCAGAAAUGCAAUCAACCAGUGGGUUACAAAAUACAUGCUGCAAUACAGCAAUAACGAUGCACAUUUCGAGUACUACAGGGAGCAAGGACGAUCACAAAUCAAGGUAUUUACUGGAAACUCCAACCGGGAUAUUGUUGUUAGUCAUCCAUUGCAUACGCCAAUCGAAGCACGGUACAUCCGCUUUCGCCCAAGAGCAUGGCACGGUCAUAUAUCCAUGAGGGUUGAACUCUAUGGCUGCAAAUCAGGCUUCUCCCCUUCGCCUAAGGUUUCAAAAUGCGAUAAAUCCUUUGGCAUAGAAAAUGGCAAAAUCGAGAACAGCCAGAUCACUGCCUCAUCUCAAUGGGAUGGUAAUCACGCCGCCAUUCAGGGAAGACUGAACUACAAGAAAAAUGGACCCAAACAGGGAGGUUGGUCAGCUCGCACCAAUGAUCUUAACCAAUGGCUCCAGAUUGAUCUCAUUAACAAGUAUAACAAGGUGACGCGAAUUGCAACACAAGGAAGAAAUGGAGCAGAUCAGUGGGUUACCAAAUACAUGCUUCAAUACAGUAAUGAUCGAGCACACUUCCAAUUUCAUCGGGAAGAAGGAAAAGCUUCCUACAGGGUAUUUACAGGAAACACGGAUCGGGACACAGUUGUCACUCAUCAUCUAAAUCCCCCAAUCAGAGCACAUUACGUACGUUUUCUACCAAAAUCUUGGCACAGACACAUUUCCAUGAGGGUUGAACUUUAUGGAUGUAAAGUAUGUAAUAAACCUUUGGGCAUGGAAGAUGGACGAAUUUCCAAUGGACAAAUUAGUGCCUCCUCAGAGUGGGAUCCCAAUCAUGCCGCCAUCCAAGGCAGGCUGAAUUUUAAGCGACGUGGAGCAAAACAAGGCGCGUGGUCAGCACGUGCAAACAAUGUCAAUCAAUGGCUUCAAGUUGAUCUUGGUUGCCAGUACACCAGAGUGUCACAUGUUGCAACACAAGGAAGGAAUGGAUACAACCAGUGGGUUACAAGAUACAUGCUGCAGCAUGGCAGCAACGAACUACACUUCCUGCACUACAGAGAACAUGGGCAGCCUGACUACAAGGUGUUUGCUGGAAACACCGACCGAGACACUAUCGUUUCGCACCUUCUCAGCUCCCCAGUCUCUGCGCGGUUUAUCCGAUUUCUGCCUACAGCCUGGCAUGGACACAUAUCUAUGAGAGUGGAAAUUUACGGCUGUGGAGGAUGUAAGGACUGUCAUGGCGCCCUCGGUAUGGAGAACCGUGCAAUCUCAGACAGUCGAAUAAGUGCCUCGUCUCAGUGGGACGCAAAUCAUGCCGCAACCCAGGCCAGACUCUUCUAUCAGGCAGCUGGAAACAAACGGGGAGCCUGGUCAGCUCGUACAAAUGAUGCCAACCAAUGGCUUCAAGUCCAACUCCAUACUAUUUAUAAGAUAACAUUUGUAGCGACACAAGGAAGAAAUGGCGUCAACCAGUGGGUAUCAAAAUAUAUGUUGCACUACAGCAAAGAUGGAGAACACUUUCAGUACUACAGAGAGCGAGGACACAAUACGAAUAAGGAAUUUAAUGGAAACGUUGACAGAGACACAGCUGUUUAUCACGAGUUAAAACCACCAAUCACAGCUCGUUAUAUUCAGUUUCAACCUAUGGCUUGGCAUCGCCAUAUAUCCAUGAGAGUAGAAAUUUAUGGGUGUGCAGCUCAAUGUUAUCAUAUGCAUCUCGCAAUUUUGAUACCUAUAGCAUGCAGCAGAGCUCUCGGAAUGCAAACCCAUCAAAUCCCUGACUGGCAAAUCACCUCCUCGUCUCAGUGGGAUGCAAAUCAUGCUGCCAUCCAGGGAAGACUCUUCUUCCAGGCUGCUGGGAACAAACAAGGAGCUUGGUCAGCUAGAAAAAAUGAUAUCAACCAGUGGCUCCAGAUUAAUUUAGGUUGUAACGGCAACACGGUGACACGAGUUGCGACGCAAGGAAGGAACGCAUACAACCAGUGGGUUACAAAAUACGCGCUGCAGUACAGCGGUGACGGGUUACACUUUCACUUCUACAAAGAAAAAGGCCAGUUAAAAAAUAAGGAAUUUCGUGGAAACAACGACCGAGACACUGUUGUUUCCCAUUAUCUGAAUCCCCUGAUCAAGGCACAGUACAUUCGUUUCCGCCCAAUAGCUUGGCACGGUCACAUAUCAAUGAGGGUUGAACUUCAUGGCUGCAGAUCAGAUUCCAAGUGA
Molecule: messenger RNA, 3864 nt
Organism: Pocillopora verrucosa
Lineage: Eukaryota; Metazoa; Cnidaria; Anthozoa; Scleractinia; Pocilloporidae
Source: RefSeq, a predicted model, not a curated record